AUGAAAUUGUCACCCCUUCUAAUGCACCUGGCGCAGGCGUAUAGAUUCGAUUAUGCGGCUUCAUUUCAUAACUUCUUCGUGGACAAUAUUUAUCCAGAUAUUGCCAGGAAAAAUUCGCUUCCGCCUGGUGUGUUCUUGGAGAUAACUGAAACUGAGCGGCUGAUCUUUUAUCAAUGCUCCCUGUAUAAAAAAGGAAGAUUAUUGCUUUCCUCAAGGCCCUGUUAUCGUCUCGAAGAGCGUGUAUUUAGAGUCUGUUCAAGGUUUUUCUUACGUGAACAAUGGCAGCAGGCGAACUUUUGCUUGGAGCCUCUUAAUUACGAGAUUCUGGAGUUGGAGUUGGCGAAUGAAACCGUGUACGGAAUGGUGCCCGCUAGAGAAUUCGGUCAAAUUGAAAGCGAGAACGAUUUCGGCUUUGGCACGAUGAGACGCGGGUACUUCUUUCUUAGACCAAGCGAGAAUGUAAGCCGUAAUCUAGCUACAUCUGCGUCACAUCCGCUUUUCGACGGCAAAGUGGGUCAUAUAAUGGCAUCUCUGUUUGACCACGGAACGCGAACGUUUUCAGUGACUGGUACGCAUCGCUGUUUCAGCGAAGAGUUUAGCAACUGCAGUGGCAAAACCUCCGUCUGUGGGCAAUCAGAGCCCUUUAGAAUGUCAGACGCUUCUCAUGUAGCGGAGUCAUUCUUUCAGUACUACAACGAAGAGGUGCACGAGAUGUGGCGAGAUACGAAAACGAGAGUUUUCGACGGGGAGCACGAUUUCAUUCAUCUUCAACAGCAUGGAAUGGCGCGCAGAGACGGCUCGGACGGCUUCAUUAGCAACGCUGUUGUCAACGGCGCGAGCAGUGGCUACCUUCCGAAAUUCGAGGGCGGAAGCGCAAAUAAGAUGGCCGAAUUCAUGACAGAAAAAGUCAUCCAGCACGGCAAAGAGAAUGGAUUCAAUCCUGCUUAUAGCUAUCUCAUUCGCAGCUGCAACAGCGAACAAGACAAGGAUUUUGCUGCUCUUUGCGCAGGAACGAAUACUUUGGGCAGAUUCAUAAACAGGGAUAGAGACCAGACCGACUUUGACACCGCCCAUGCUUUGAGCUGCCAAAGAUAUGGCGACGAAGAAAUUAUCAAAAGCAAAAACCAGUUCAUUCAUUUCGAACUUACUGAUCUCUGGCGAAGCAACGUUGAUUUCAUGACUCGAUCUUUCAAGGAGUUUUUCCCAUCUGCGUAG
Molecule: messenger RNA, 1215 nt
Organism: Oikopleura dioica
Lineage: Eukaryota; Metazoa; Chordata; Appendicularia; Copelata; Oikopleuridae
Source: the annotation of a GenBank genome assembly